UAUAAAUACCGACGCAAGCCGAGCAGCUGAAUCACACAGCUAGCCUUUCUCUCCUCCCAGAGUUGCUACACAUACAGACGGGAAAAGGGGAUUCGUAUAAGCGGAUUAGCAUGGCGGCGAGGUUUGCAUUGGUGGCCGUGUGCGCGGCGGCGCUGCUGCUGUCCGUGGCGCAGGGCGACGUGGGGUCGGUGAUCACGCGGUCGGUGUACGACAGCAUGCUGCCCAACCGCGACAACUCCCUCUGCCCGGCCAGGGGCUUCUACACGUACGAUGCCUUCAUCGCCGCCGCCAACACCUUCCCGGCGUUCGGCACCACCGGCAGUGCCGAAGACGUCAAGCGCGAGCUCGCCGCCUUCUUCGGCCAGACCUCCCACGAGACCACCGGAGGGACGAGAGGCGCUGCGGACCAGUUCCAGUGGGGCUACUGCUUCAAGGAGGAGAUAAACAAGGCCACGUCUCCGCCAUACUACGGACGUGGACCCAUCCAAUUGACAGGGCAGUCCAACUACCAGCUGGCCGGGAACGCGAUUGGCAAGGACCUGGUGGGCAACCCGGACCUGGUGUCGACGGACGCGGUGGUGUCGUUCCGGACGGCCAUGUGGUUCUGGAUGACGGCGCAGGGCAACAAGCCUUCGUCCCACAACGUGGCCUUGGGCCGGUGGACGCCGUCGGCCGCCGACACCGCCGCGGGCCGGGUGCCCGGCUACGGCGUGAUCACCAACAUCAUCAACGGCGGGCUCGAGUGCGGCAUGGGCCGCAACGACGCCAACGUCGACCGCAUCGGCUACUACACGCGCUACUGCGGCAUGCUCGGCGUCUCCACGGGGGCUAACCUCGACUGCUACACCCAGCGGAACUUCGCUAGCUAAGUACAUAUAUAGUUGACUGGUAAUCUGCACGCCAGGAGACCAGUACGAACUACAGUGCGUGCAGCAGCUGUAUUUGUAUGAUGUUUUAUUAUGAAUAAGGGGCAUACGCCCCCAUCGUGGAAUAAAGAAACUAAGAAUAUAUAUUUGCUCCGGCUAAUUAUGCAAUACACCGUAUAUAUAUCGA
Molecule: messenger RNA, 1053 nt
Organism: Brachypodium distachyon (stiff brome)
Lineage: Eukaryota; Viridiplantae; Streptophyta; Magnoliopsida; Poales; Poaceae
Product: chitinase 8
Exons: 3
Coding region: 111-869 (252 amino acids)
Biological process (GO): defense response to fungus; chitin catabolic process; cell wall macromolecule catabolic process
Molecular function (GO): chitinase activity
Source: RefSeq, a predicted model, not a curated record